GAAGUGAGGUAAAGGUGAGAAACGAGAGGGGAAGGCUACAGAGCUUUUCAAAUUAGGACAUAAUUUUUCAAGUUGCAAAAUGUUUGUAGGGCGGUGGAAAGCUUGGGGUGAGAGGAGAAGAGUGAGCGAAGGUUGGCACUGAGCUGGGCUGUAGAAACAAGUGACUUACUGUGAAAGGUAAGGAGCAGACGGCGAAGGUGAUGGUCAUAAUAGCCAGGAGGAUGAGGUGGUCCGCCUCCUCCGCCAUGGACAGCCUAUCCCCUCUUUUGCGGGCCCCGGGACCUCGGCCACUGCAAGAGGAAGGUCCGCAGCGGCUCCUCCUGCUUCGGCGGUGCAUUCGGACCAGGUUGAGGAUGACACUGAAGUUGCAGGCGAGCACCGCCACAAUGAGCAGCAGCAGCACGGUGGCAUAAAGCUGCAGGUAAGCUGUUCGUCCGUGUCGGAUGAAGCACCAUGUCCCGGGGCAGUACUGGACGUACUGCCCGUAGUCCAGCAGCGGCAGGGAGCACAAGAGCAGGGAGACAGUGUAGAUGACUGGCAGCACCACCAGGCCCCCGCGGCGCGAGAAGCGGCGCCGGUAGAAGUAGGGGUGCCCGAUGGAUAGGUAGCGCUCCAGGGCCAUAGCAAAGAGCAUGAGCAUCGUGGCCAGGCUGAAGAAGGUCAUAGAGAAGGCGAAGUAGGUGCAAGCACGGCUUUCGGGCGCUAGGGCCACCAGGGUCUGGUUCCGUGCGUAUGAAGCCAGCACUACUGGGCUGAUAAGGCAGGUACCGAGCAGGUCAGUGAACACCAGCUCUGUCACCAACACGUGGAACAAGGAGAUGGAGUUUCUGCCGCCGGCGCUGCGCCCCGCGUCCCCUCGCCAGCGGCGCGCCAGCAGCGCCAACGCGAUGAGGUUCCCCAGCACCCCAGCGGAGAACAUCACAGAGCUGAUGGCUGGACUUUCGCCUGCGGGGAGCCACUGUCGAGUCUCGCAGUCCUCGGACCCCGAGUUAUUGGAGGCAUUGCCCAUGAUGGGAUGCGUGAAGCAGAGAUGCGCCCUCCUCUCCCGGCCUGUACCUGGGAGGAGGGUCGAGAACCCGAGUGCAAGACCCAGAGGGAAAAGGGGAGGGACCGAAAUCCAGAGUCCCCUUCCGGCCCCCAGCACGCGCCAAGGGCAGUCUCGCCCCGGGGCUCUCGCCGCGCGCGCAGUGGCAGUUCAGCUGCUGCAUCCGGUCGCCCUCGAGGUUCCAGCGCCUUACCAGCUCUGACCGGGUCCGGGAGCCCAAGUGAAGAGGAGCGACCGCCUCCGCCCCAUACCGUCCGCGGGGCGGAUCCAGGAGUGGCGUUGCACAGUGCAAGUGCCAGCGCCCGUGGGCUGCCGGCUAGACCAGACGCAUCACACUUGCUCGGACUCUGCGGGUCCCAGGGGCGCGCCCGCCCGGAUGGAAAGGGACCGGGUUUAGAACCCCAGCCCCGCACAGCGCAGGUUGGGGACGCGCGGGCUGCCCGCGUUUGGGAGCUGCCCGCCAGCUGGAGAGGCGUUCCUUGCACCCUCGGGAUCCCGAACUCAAAGCUACUGAGCCUUCUGAUCUCUGCUAGGAAGCGUUUAGCCUCGGCACAGAGCUGGGAAGGAGGGCGGGGGUACUUUCAGGGUCUGAACAAAAUACAUAGAAGGCGGGGGCGACAGGAAAAGCAAACGACUCACCAAACAAUGAAGAAGUUAGGAGGACCCCGUUCGGUGAGGUGAACUGGGGAAUGAGAGACACAAAAGACAGCUUGAAUUCUAAGAACACCAUCUGUGUCCUGUAAUAUCCCAGACAAGAAUUAUACCACUUCAUUGCAACAAGCAGAAGCUCCUAAGAAAGAGGAUUUGUUGAAAGGACACAGAGAUGUCCACUGCUUAACAGGUGGGUCUUUUUUUUCCCCCCUCACAUACGAAGUUUCUAGAUUGCUUGCUGCUGGAGCUACCAGGACACAGGCUCUUUCUGUCCUCCAACCCUGUCAUUCCUUGUGUGCUGACUUUGUGUCUCUGUGUUCUUCCCCGUGAGGCUACCAACUGCAUCCUGUACAUUUCAGGAUUUGAUCAGAGAAACAGGUCCACUAUGAGUGAUAAGGAAUGUGGAAUUUAUUAUUAGGCACUAGCCAGCAUUGCCCAAUAUGCUAGCCACCUGCCGCAUGUGGCUAUUUAAAUUAUUUAAAUUUAAAUUAGAGAAAAAUUAAAUUUCUUGGUUUAAGAAACUUAAGUUUCAAGUGCUCAGUAGCCAUAUAUGGCUAUCCUACUUGGUGGCUUGUAUUAAAACACUCCCUUCAUCACAUAAGUUCCAUUAGACAAUGCUGCCUUAGGUCCUGCACGAUAAGGGAGCUGGUGGAAGAGUCUGUGCGGGGCUGUUGCUGUCUUUGUUUCUUUUGUGGAUCCUGCCAGAAUGGCAGUCAGGGUAUAGAACUGGUUGUGGACAAGAUCCAAGAAUAGAAUGGAAGGAUAAACCAGACUCAUGAACGAUGGAAGUCUUUGAGGACAGACUGGAUCUGCAUGUGUCUUAUUCCCUCCAGUGUCAGUGUCCUGCAGAAGAAGCUGGCACCCUUCAUGGAUCUGCAGACACACUUGGUUUAGGACUUGAAGGAACCAAAAGAGGAGAUGUGGUGGGAGCUGAAGGAGCUGUGAGCCUGGUGCUGCCCCAAGCAGCAAGGUGAGCCAGCAGAUGAGCAUGUGAGAGUGGCCAAUGUCGCUGGAGCCUUACAUUUUCCUUCAGAGCAUAACCACCGUGGAUGCUACGUCCCUGCUGUCUUUACAAUCUCCUGCAACAUGUCCCUUGUGAUCAGUGCUAACCUGGAAUUUGCAAGGAUCUGGACAACAAUUCCUUCUUGCCUUGGUUGACACAUACAAAGCCACCACCCAACACCCUGGGUCCAGGCAUCAAUCUACAGUGAGGACAGGGGCAAAGAAGAGACUGCUUCAGUGAGCUUACUCUCUUUUAUGCCUGUUUCUUUUAUCAAGAAAGUAAAAGGUUUUCUAGAAGAACCACAAGAGACUCUCCUUAUGUCUCAUGGCCUUAAUUUGGUAAUAUUUCCACCCCUUACCUCCAAAGGAGGCCUGCAAAGGGGACAUUGAGCUUUUCCAGACUCUCCUAGAGUAAAGGAAGGCAAAGGAGAAGGGGCUGGGAAUGACUGGUGAGUUAGUGAACCAAGAGUGUCUACUGCAGAUCUGCAUGGUGCAUCCCUCUGUCCCCUCCUUAUAGCUGGAAAAAAGUUCAAGAACACCUAGUCCAAGUCCUUCAUUUACAUGUGAUGAAACUGAGGCUCAGAAGGGUUAAGCCCUCUUCAAACAACUACUUUGACAUUAGAUUUUUGGCAUCUCUUAGUUUACUGCUUAACCUAAUUUUAACACUACCAUGGGUCA
Molecule: messenger RNA, 3376 nt
Organism: Sciurus carolinensis (gray squirrel)
Lineage: Eukaryota; Metazoa; Chordata; Mammalia; Rodentia; Sciuridae
Product: homeobox protein ARX-like
Exons: 2
Coding region: 1016-1726 (236 amino acids)
Source: RefSeq, a predicted model, not a curated record